AUGAGAAAAUUGAGGGAUGCGGUUGAAAAUUUCGAAGCUACUGGGGAAAAGGCUGCUCUAGAUGGAGAAGCACACGCUGAACAGAAAAAGGCUGAAACGCGAAAUAUUCCGUAUGUGAUGCCGGCGACUCAUGGUGAUCUCAAUGCGCCAUAUUACGAAUUACCUGCAGGAAACAUGCUACCGCACAUAAUCCCAGAUUCCUCUGCUGCAAUCCGAACCCAGUCAUUAAAACCUCUUCAAUUUUCCGCUGGCCCCGCUGAUGAGACCCUUAUCAAGGCUGUGAAGUCCCUCCUUGCAGAGGUGGAUAGGAUUUAUGAUACCAAUGAAAACGAGUCUCCGGAACUUACGAUAGUAGAUGUUGAUGAGCUGGGACAAACUACGACACGCAACGAUUUGACGGGAGAAUCACUGGACAGUGGCACAUACUACGGCUGGUCGCGAGAAUUUUGCCAAAACAUGAAGCAACGCAGGAGUGGAAAAGCUCGCAGUAGAAGUCGAAGCGCAAGUCAAAGCAUUAGCUCACGGCGGUCAGCCAGUAAAAGGCGACGGUACAGUGAUAGCAUGAGCGAAGACGGGAGAGGUCGUUCACUCUCCUCGAGUUCAUCCAUAUCUCGUGGGCGUGGACGGCGAGCCUCAGAGUCCCGCUCCCGAUCCCCUCGCCGUCGACCUAGGGCCGGCCGUUCAGCUUCCAGAUCAGCGUCAUAUUCGCCUAAACCGUAUACGCCUCGCGGAGUCUCAUCACCACCUCCUCCACCUCCUUCUUCACAGCCCGCAAAUCAAAACCAAGCAUCUUACGUCAACCCUCAAUUCCCUUUCAUCGGCGCGCAGCAGUUGAGCAUGCUAGCCAUGAACCCUGCGCAGUCAGUAAUGUUUCCUCCUCCAGUUCGACCACCAAACUAUCAUGGGUCGUGGCCACCCCCGCCUCCUCCUCCUCCACCAGGCAUAUCUGCACCGGAAGGGGGUCUGUUCCCCCCAGCCAUGAAUAUAAACAUGGCCAUGAACAUGGGUAUGAAUAUGAACCUGCCAGCCUUUCCGCAGAACUUCCCACCGUCGACCAUGGGUGGGUCUAUGGGCGGACAACAGUUCGUACCUCCACCGCACCAGCCGGGGGCAAACUUCGCUUUCAGUCCACCACAUCCCCACCAUCAACAGCAGGGCCAGCAAGGCGAGCAGAGCCAGCAAAACCAACAGGGUCAGCACGGACAGAUAUACGCAAGAAACCCAAGCUCGGGCCCCAAUGGGAUGGGCAGAUGGAACCAAGGCGGAUGGUCGUGA
Messenger RNA from Trichophyton rubrum CBS 118892, 1275 nucleotides. RefSeq lists its product as uncharacterized. The record is from RefSeq and is a predicted model, not a curated record. The transcript has a single exon. NCBI's taxonomy places the organism in Eukaryota, Fungi, Ascomycota, Eurotiomycetes, Onygenales, Arthrodermataceae. The coding region runs from base 1 to 1275 and encodes 424 amino acids. Gene Ontology annotation, cellular component: perinuclear region of cytoplasm. Gene Ontology annotation, biological process: intracellular calcium ion homeostasis.